GCGCGCGGCGCCGGCAGCGGCCGCGGAGGAGCGCGGGGUGGAGGGUAGGGGAGUGAGGAGACACCCGCCCGGCUCCCUGCAAAGCGGCCUUAUUUAUCUGGGUGCAGCCUCAGCCUCCCUGGUGGGAGGCUCGGCGUGGCUAAUCUUCUUCCACCAGGGAGCUCCUCUCCAGGCGCGGCCGAAAGGGCCCGGCCAGGCCGGGGCGCGAGGUGCGGGGUGCGGCCGGGCCCUGCCGGCCAGUCCAGCACCUUGACGGCCUCCACACUCGGCGACGCCCGUGCCGGGCUACCCAUGUCAGGAGGUUGCCCAGAGGACCGCGUGGCAUGAACCAGAAGCCCGGGCCCAGGUAAGAGUGUGCGAGGAAGAUGUCAAGCCCGGGCAUCAACGGCGACCCCAAGCCUCCAUGCUUGCCUCGAAAUGGUCUGGUGAAGCUGCCGGGCCAGCCCAAUGGCCUGGGUGCAGCCAGCAUCACCAAGGGCACGCCAGCUGCCAAGAACCGCCCCUGCCUGCCACCACCUCCACCUAGCCUCCCACCACCCAACCUGGCCACCCCACUUGCCCGGGCUGUCCUGUCUGGGGGUCCGUGUCCCCCAGCAGGUGGUCCGGCCUCAGCUUUGGCCCCUGGGCCCCCAGAAGAGCGGCCACCACUGGCCACAGAUGAGAAGAUUCUCAGUGGCCUCUUCUGGUACUUCUCAGCAUGUGAGAAGUGCGUGCUAGCUCAGGUGUGUAAGGCCUGGCGGCGUGUGCUUUACCAACCCAAGUUCUGGGCAGGCCUCACACCAGUGCUGCAUGCCAAGGAGCUCUACAACGUGCUGCCAGGUGGUGAGAAGGAGUUCGUGAACCUGCAGGGCUUUGCUGCAAGAGGCUUUGAGGGCUUCUGCCUGGUCGGUGUCUCUGACCUGGACAUCUGUGAGUUCAUCGACAACUAUGCGCUCUCCAAGAAGGGUGUUAAGGCCAUGAGCCUCAAGCGCUCCACCAUCACUGAUGCUGGCCUAGAGGUUAUGCUGGAGCAGAUGCAGGGUGUGGUGCGUCUGGAGCUGUCCGGUUGCAACGACUUCACUGAGGCAGGGCUGUGGUCCAGCCUCAGCGCCCGCAUCACUUCACUGAGCGUGAGUGACUGCAUCAAUGUGGCGGACGAUGCCAUCGCGGCCAUCUCACAGCUGCUGCCCAACCUGGCUGAGCUGAGCCUGCAGGCCUACCACGUCACGGACACAGCACUGGCCUACUUCACAGCGCGCCAGGGCCACAGCACCCACACGCUGCGUCUGCUCUCCUGCUGGGAGAUCACCAACCAUGGUGUGGUUAAUGUGGUGCACAGCCUGCCCAACCUCACCUCGUUAAGCCUCUCCGGCUGCUCCAAGGUCACAGACGACGGCGUUGAGCUCGUGGCCGAGAACCUGCGCAAGCUGCGCAGCCUCGACCUCUCGUGGUGCCCUCGCAUCACGGACAUGGCGCUAGAGUACGUGGCCUGCGACCUACACCGCCUAGAGGAGCUCGUGCUGGACAGGUGUGUACGCAUCACGGACACUGGCCUCAGCUAUUUGUCCACCAUGUCGUCCCUCCGCAGCCUCUACCUGCGAUGGUGCUGCCAGGUGCAGGACUUCGGGCUGAAGCACCUUCUGGCCAUGAGGAGUUUGCGUCUCUUGUCCCUGGCAGGCUGCCCGCUGCUGACCACCACGGGGCUGUCAGGGCUGGUGCAGCUGCAGGAGCUGGAGGAGCUGGAGCUGACCAACUGCCCUGGAGCCACCCCCGAGCUCUUCAAGUACUUCUCGCAGCAUCUGCCCCGCUGCCUCGUCAUCGAGUAGCGCGGAGCUCCCCGCCCCGGAACCGGGAACCCGGCCAUGCUUUGGGCGGGACGUGAGGCGCCGCGUAGCCCCCUCUUCACCCCGGCUCUGCCCCCUCGUCCCAAACCCAGCUUGGGAGGCGGGGCGAGCUGAAGGAAGCCCCGCCCCGCGCCCCUCUGCUCCUCUCCGCCCUUCCCGGGCAGAGGGGCGGGGGUCAGCCCACGCACGCACGCACACUCGGGGACCCAGUGCAUGCCCCUCGUGCCCGCACUGCACGCCGCCCUCUGCCCAGCUACAGCCGCUGUCAUCACUCGCCCGCCCGCGGGGGGCGGGGCUCGGUUCUUAGGGGUGCCUCGAGCUCUCCCGACAACCGCCCUUUCCGCUUUCCCCGCCACAGCCCUCUCUGUCACCCCACUGUCCCCUAUCUCUGGCAGGGUCCAGGGGGAUCAAGGGGGGCUGGGUCCCCCCGGACACAGGGCCCGAAAGAGACACAAGGGCUUCCCGCUUCCACUGCACCGCGCCUGGAGCCCUCUGAGGGGUGUGAGGGGAAACAGGCCACCGCCAAAGCCAUGGCCCGCCUAGGAGCCCAGGUCCAAUCCGCACCCUCCCCCACCGUUCUUCCCUUCCGCUGUGUGGGGCAGUCCCCUGUCGCUGCCCUCCUCCCCACCCAGCCUACAGGUCGUUGGACCCUGGCCAGGCUGGGACACAGUUGGGUCGGGAGAGGGGCAGGCUGGCUGACCAUUACCUUGGAAAAAUCAACAUUAGCCCAUCUGGCUCUAGUCCAUUUCAACCCAGGGGAGGUACAGGCACAGGCAUCCUGAGAGACCCCAAGCUGGAGCCACCCUCAGGACUGUCAGGGAGGGCUUGGAGAAAGCCUAGUCCAAACCCCACACCUCACCCCCCAACUACCUGGGCUCAGGCCUCAGCACAUGCUUUACCCUAGGCAGGUCUCCUCAGGUGGAAUCUGCAGAAAUGGGCCUGGCCAUGGGUCAGGGUGAGAACCGAACAGCUACUCCAAUUGUCCAGCGGCCAGCACACCCUAGACCACCCCGAGGGGGGUGGGCUCCUUGCUAGCCUGCCCUCAUCACCCCACCCCAGCUUCCCAAACCUCUGCCUGCCCAAAUGGGCUCUGACCGUGUUCUGUCCGGUCCCAAAACAUUCGGAAGUCCUGGGGGAUGGUGCCACAUUUUGGCAAUUGCUAAGGAGGGGGCGGGGACCCCUUUCCAUCCCAACCUUGAGCCCCAGGAGAUACAGCAUCCACAUCCAAUCUUGGGAUACCCCCUAUCUGGUUGGAAGAGAGUAACCGGUUUCCAGAGAGCCAGAGAGUGAGAAAGGAAGAGAGUGAGAGUGUGUGAGCAAGAGUGAGAGAGAGAUGCUGUUGAAGCAAAGAAACACUUCAACAGCCCAAAGAUUUUCCUGCCCCUGGAGAGGCCCUAAGAAGCUCCAGGGCUGAAAUGGUCAGGAGCCAGUUUCUUCAGCCCCUCCUCCCCACAGCCCCCUAGUGGGGAGAGAGCAGCUGUCCAUUUGCCCAAAGUAUUAAUGCAUCUGAAGCUGUGAUAUUUCAAACGAAGCAGGAAAAAUUAAGGGGAAGAGAGAGGAAAACAAGACCAACCAACCCCUAAAAUCAUUUUGUUAUUGUACAUAACGACCUCAUUCUCCUGUAUAUGCCGAAGAUAUAACCUUAUAUUUGGUAAGUGUUUCUUGUGCUAUUUUAUCACGUGACCUGUUUAUAAAAAUAUAUAUUAAAAAAGUUGUAAAAA
Molecule: messenger RNA, 3544 nt
Organism: Nycticebus coucang (slow loris)
Lineage: Eukaryota; Metazoa; Chordata; Mammalia; Primates; Lorisidae
Gene: FBXL16
Product: F-box and leucine rich repeat protein 16
Exons: 6
Coding region: 366-1805 (479 amino acids)
Biological process (GO): SCF-dependent proteasomal ubiquitin-dependent protein catabolic process
Cellular component (GO): SCF ubiquitin ligase complex
Molecular function (GO): protein binding
Source: RefSeq, a predicted model, not a curated record